Messenger RNA from Puccinia graminis f. sp. tritici CRL 75-36-700-3, 1176 nucleotides. RefSeq lists its product as uncharacterized. The coding region runs from base 1 to 1176 and encodes 391 amino acids. The record is from RefSeq and is a predicted model, not a curated record. The transcript is spliced from 3 exons. NCBI's taxonomy places the organism in Eukaryota, Fungi, Basidiomycota, Pucciniomycetes, Pucciniales, Pucciniaceae.
AUGCCCCGGAGGCCUUCAUUCAUUUCUCAGACGCAGCCGCGCUGUCUCGCUUCAAGCCAGAACGCUUGUUUUCAUUGGCCCCCAGUUGUGGAGGCUCCCCAAGUCAAUGCUUUUGGAAAAAGAUCGUACGGUCAGGUAGCAGCGCGUCUAACAAAUCCUUCAACCUCAUGUAGCAGCAAUGUCAGGAAAGUGCUCAACCAGAAAGGUAAAGGCGUGAACUCGGGAUCCACGCGGCAAACAACUUCGACAAGGGGAUACGAGUCGAUAGUUGCCCAAUCCGCCUGGCCCACUGCCACGCGUUGUCGGCCCAAUCCUUCAUCUGACAGGGGGCGGGGGCCUGGCCAAUCAACGUGGAGGGUCUGUCGAAGUGUCCUUCGAAGACGGACAUCAUUUAACCCCGGAAAUACGGCCUCAUCCCAGGUCAUCCCGCCAGAAACCGAUCAUGAUAUGGAUGAAAAUCAAUAUUUAGAUACAUCAGUGGAAGAAAGCGACACCCCCGCCGACUCAACCAUCCAUCGAGAACAGGUAUUAACUGGUGGGCGACGAAGGCUCCAGAACUGGGUCACAAUUUCUGACGAUGAAGAAGAUGAAGAUCAAUACUUGGAUGAACAAUCUUGUUGUCUACCCAAAGAGCCUAUUCACGAACACCCCCUGAUAGAUACCGAUAUUGAUGAGCUGGAUGAAGAUCAACAAUCAGAUUGUUUGUCGGAUGACCUUGAAGGAGAGCACAUCUCACCAGAAAUCGAUGAUGAGAUGGCUGAUGAUCGUUCGUCGGAUGACUCUGAAGGCAAGCACAUCUCACCACCAACCGAUGAUGAGAUGGAUGAAGAUCAGCACUCCAAUUGUUCGUCGGAUGACUCUGAAGGUGAGCAUAUCUCACCACAAACCGAUGAUGAGAUGGAUGAAGACCGACAAUCAGUGAUGUCAGUAGAAGAUCACCUUUCAGAAGGCGGGACCAGGCACGCAGAGUCCAAAGCCCAUUAUACACAUGAGUUGCAACGCAGUCUUUGGACCCGGUCGCAACAUCUUAAUGGACGCGUCCGCCCGCAGAAUCACUUCUGCUCCCCAGAAUCCAAGCAUGAUUCUGAUGCGGAAAGGGCGUCCUCAGGCAAAGCUCAAGGUAGGGACGCGACAGCACAGUGUUUGUCGGAAGAGGACGGGAGAAGACGAACUUGA